AUAAAAAAUUGUAGUGUGAAGUAACUAGCGAGGAGUGUGGUGCCGUUUGACUAAGCAGCAGUACCCAGCGAGCGAGGAUGCAAAGCCAACAAGACAACGACGACGGCCCACCGCCCGGAUGGCAACCUAUUCCUACUCCCCAACGCCCACCGCCACUUCCAUCCGGUUUUGCUCAAAUGGUUUGUGGUUCUUGUAGACGUCUGCUUUCGUAUCCAUCGGGUGCCAAACAUGUCAAAUGUUCAUGCUGUCAAACGGUCAACAUUGUAUUAGAAGCUGAUCAGGUUGGGCAAGUUAAGUGUGGGAGUUGUACGCUAUUGCUAAUGUAUCCAUAUGGUGCUUCACAGGUCAGGUGUUCAUCAUGCCGGUUUGUGACAGAAAUUGGGGCAAACAACAAGCGGCCUCCAUGGUCUGUACAACAAAGCAAACCAAUUCCUCCCAAAGCUAGCUGUUAGUGGCCUGUCCGUUGUCCCAUUAACGCGGCCAUUCUUGUAUUAGAAAUUAGGAACGAGGGUGCUUGUGUAACGAGAUGUAUAGAUCUUAAAUUUGCUAUAUGUGCGGAAUAAUUUAUUAAUGUCAAGUUUCAGAAUUAAUUUAAUGAGUUUUUAGGCUCUA
Messenger RNA from Vicia villosa (hairy vetch), 612 nucleotides. Its product is annotated as protein LOL2. The record is from RefSeq and is a predicted model, not a curated record. The coding region runs from base 78 to 452 and encodes 124 amino acids. The transcript has 4 exons. Lineage: Eukaryota; Viridiplantae; Streptophyta; Magnoliopsida; Fabales; Fabaceae.